AUGAACCUCUGCAUUUCUUCUCAGCAGUCCGAUCAAUUUAGAACUCUCAUUGCCAUAAUAUUAUCUUCGGAUGCAAGGAGUACUCUUCAAAGGCAUCCCGAAUCAAAACGACAAUUAUCGCUAGGGAAAACUCCCACAGGCCUAGACGUCUUCUCCAAACCCCAAUCCAAGGGAAGAGAAAGGCACUUGGACAACUUAAGAAACAAGCUUAAGUAUGGUCCGGAUAUGACAAACACUAAACUCAGGGACCUAGAAGGUCCCCUCAAACGCACAUCCAGAGAUAGAUACGCAGACUAUCCCAAAAACGAGCAUACAUCUGCAAAGGUGCGACACAAAAUCACGGACCUGAACAAAGGAGAUAUGGAAGUCCUAGGUGCAUCUUUGGAAGAUGACAACAAGGAAAUGAUGAGGAUUGACGAGGAGCUCAGACGAAGCUUCGAUAAAGUACUACUCAAAUCAUCACAGAUAGAAUCAAACUUAAAACGGCAGAUUUCGACAACAGAGGAGCUGUUGGCUUUGAGGGGGGAGCUGAAGACAAGCUCUGGUGAUUUACAUAGUGAUCUAGUAAGGUCUAAACAGCAACUUGACAUUAUUCAGAAGAAUCUCAAGAAAAUCAGAGAUCUUAAACCGACUAUAGCCCCAUGA
Messenger RNA from Botrytis fragariae, 645 nucleotides. RefSeq lists its product as uncharacterized. The transcript has a single exon. The record is from RefSeq and is a predicted model, not a curated record. The coding region runs from base 1 to 645 and encodes 214 amino acids. Lineage: Eukaryota; Fungi; Ascomycota; Leotiomycetes; Helotiales; Sclerotiniaceae.